Molecule: messenger RNA, 3911 nt
Organism: Lolium rigidum
Lineage: Eukaryota; Viridiplantae; Streptophyta; Magnoliopsida; Poales; Poaceae
Product: phosphatidate phosphatase PAH1-like
Exons: 10
Coding region: 16-3429 (1137 amino acids)
Molecular function (GO): phosphatidate phosphatase activity
Source: RefSeq, a predicted model, not a curated record
GCCCCGCAGCCAGACAUGGACGUGGUGGGGAUGGUGGGGCGCGGGGUGGGCCGCGUGCUCUCGCAGGGCAUGUACUCGGUCGCCACGCCCUUCCACCCCUUCGGCGGCGCCGUCGACAUCAUCGUCGUCGAGCAGCGCGACGGCUCCUACCGCAGCACGCCCUGGUACGUGCGCUUCGGCAAGUUCCAGGGCGUCCUCAAGGGCGCCGAGAAGGUGGUCACCAUCACCGUCAACGGCGUGGACGCCAGCUUCCACAUGCUGCUCGACAACUCGGGCCAGGCUUACUUCAUGCGGGAGCUCGUGCCGGGCAGCGAGGAGGACGCUGGGGCCAGUUCAGGGGUUGUUGUCAGCGAGCCUGAAACCCCGCUGCGGAGUAAGAGCGACGGUGAGCUUUACAUGGGCUCCACUGACCAGUUGGGCGGCUCGGAGCUGAACGAGGAUGAGCAGACUGGAGAUGAGUUUGAUUCGUAUCUGGAGGAAGCAGAAGAUUUGGCGAAACAGGCUGAAGGGGGCGCUUCUGACAUGCUUCUGGUUAGCGUCAACGGGUGUGUUCUGACUGCUCCCAUUUCUUCGACCGAGGAGAGCAUGGAGGAUGUGCAGCUGCGUGACCCGCAGUUCCACCUGGGACCUGGGCAGAGCUCGAGCGGGGACUUCAGCCGCAACGGCGAGGUGUGGGAAUCUGGCAUUUUGGACGAUUUGUACAUAUCACAGGACAAGGUUAAGUUUGAUUCUGCUGAACAUCCAUCGGAGGCUCUGGAGAAGCUUCAGGAUGCAUCGACUGUGAAGGCGGAUGAGUCGCUUGAUAUCUCAGUUACUGAAUCUGAAACACUCCAUGUGUCGGUUGAUGACGGCGAGGCUUGUGUUGCAUCGACCCAUGAAGCUGAGGUUCAGGUUGUAUCACAGUCUGUGAACAAUGGUCCGAAUAAUCAACUGCUGAACCUGGAAGAUGAGGCUCAUGAUGUUUCAGGGAACAACAGCGAGGGCUAUCAACCCUUGCCCAAUAAUGAUGAGGCUCUUGAUGUCUUGGAGAACAGUGACGAGGCUUAUAUACCCUUGGCCAAUGGAGAUGAGGCUUGCGAUAUCCCACUGGUUCAGAAUGAUGAGGCCUGCAAGUCUCCAUCUAAGGUAGGAAAGGUUUGUGAUGGCAGCAAUGAGAAUAUUGAGGAUGCGGCUCAGAGUGUAUCACGGUCAGGUACCAAUGGUCUGAAUUAUGAACCGUUGAACGUGGAAGACGCGUCUCCUGAUAUUUCAGAGAACAACAACAAGUGCUAUCAAUCGUUGCCCAAUAAAGAUGAGGCUCUUGAGGUCUCGGCGAACAAUGGUGAGGCUUAUGAACCCUUGGCCGAUAAAGACGAGGCUUGUGAAGUCCCACGUGUUCAGAACACUGAGGCUUGCAAGUCCUCAUCAAAAGCAGAUAAAGUUUGUGAUGUGAGCAAUGAGAAUGUCGAAGACGAGGUUGAUGUUGUAUCAUGGUCAGGGAACAAUGGUGCGAGUCAUCAACCAUUGAUCGUAGAAGGCGAGGCUUGUGAUAUUUCAGGGAACACUGAUGAGGGUGAUCAACUCUUGCCCAAUAAAGAUGAGGCUAUUGAUGUCUCAGAGAGCAAUGAUGUGGGUUAUCAACCAGUAAGCAAUGAAGACGAGGCUCGUGAUAUUCCUCUGGUUCAGGAUGAUGAGAGUUGCAAUUCCCCAGAUAAGGCAAGCAAGGUUUGUGAUGGCAGCAAUGAGAAUGUUAAAGCUAGUUUUAGUAGAUAUGAUACCUUCAGAAGUUGCUUGGAUUUGACAUCACAAGAUGAUGGAGAUUCAGGAACUGAACCCUUUUCUCCUGAAUUUGACCACCAGAGGAAUUCUCAGCUUAGUCCGAGUAACCAUUCGGAUAUUGACAUAGAUCUGGGUGAAGAUAGAAGUGAAACUGCACAAUGUGAUCAAUCCGAUCCAUCAAAUCAUCUAGAGGAAGUGGAUGUUUCAGAAAUUACUUCAGAUGAUAAUAUAACACAAGGUGAAGACUUGUCCUGUGAAGGAGAUUCUGAUGGCAGCAGCAAAGACACCACCCCUUCUAAAGCUGCAACCUGCAAAACUGAUCGUUUACGGUUGUCCCCAAGAAUCAGCGACAAAGACAAAUUAGGAAGCAUUCCGGAGCACCCAAUAGCGGAAGAGGAACUAAAUAAAGAAGAGCACCGUCAGUUACAGAAGGGUUUGGGAUUUGAGAUUUCUCUUUGUGGGCACAUGCUGCGGCCAGGUAUGGGCCGAACAUCUGCUGAUGAAGUCUUCCAACAACAUCUUGUCCCUGAGGAGGAUCUCAAGUUGUCUGGACCAUCAAUAAUAAAAAAUGCAAACCUUAUUGUCAAAGUCGACGGGAACUAUUUCGUAUGGAGUAAAGUUUCUCAUGUUGUUCUUGGGAAGGCUGUAUUUGGUCCAGACUUCUCCGUAGAACCUGUUGAUGCUAUUCCAGUUGAACGCCAAGAAACACCCCGUUCAGGAGAAGAUUCUCUUGGGAUGUCUCCCUCAAGCCGGAGAUGGAGGCUUUGGCCCAUUCCAUUUAGAAUAUCAAGAUCUCUUCAACGGAGUAAUAGUGAUUCUUCUGAGGAUAUUUUUCUUGACACAGAGACAGUAUUGAGUCCAAUGGAUGAGCAAGCCCCAGAGAAUAAUAAAAACCAGUCACCAAGAAAGCAAUUUGUGCGAACUUUAAUUCCCACUAGUGAACAGGUGGCAUCUCUAAAUCUGAAGGAGGGACAAAACAUUAUAACCUUUAGCUUCUCCACCAGAGUUUUUGGGAAGCAACAGGUUGAAGCACAUAUAUACGUGUGGAAAUGGAAUGCUAAAAUUGUUAUAUCCGACGUGGAUGGAACCAUCACAAGGUCUGAUGUCCUGGGCCAGGUCAUGCCUUUGGUUGGACGGGAUUGGAGUCAGUCUGGUGUUGCUAGACUCUUUUCUGCAAUAAAGGAAAACGGUUAUCAACUAAUAUUCCUUAGUGCCAGAGCCAUUGUCCAGGCAUAUCUGACAAAAAGCUUCCUCUUCAAUUUAAAACAGGAUGGGAAAGUACUGCCUAAUGGACCUGUUGUGAUUUCACCUGAUGGUUUGUUCCCAUCACUCUACCGAGAAGUUAUACGAAGAGCACCACAUGAGUUCAAGAUUGCAUGUCUGGAGGACAUUAAAGCACUUUUUCCUUCCGACUACAAUCCAUUUUAUGCUGGAUUUGGCAACAGAGACACAGACGAGCUUAGUUACAAAAAGAUGGGAAUUCCCAAAGGCAAGAUCUUUAUCAUCAACCCGAAGGGUGAAGUGGCCAUAAACAGUUCUGUUGAUGUGAAGUCAUAUACCUCCUUACAUACCCUCGUCAAUGACAUGUUCCCUCCAACAACUCUGGUUGAGCAGGAAGACUACAAUUCCUGGAAUUACUGGAAGGUUCCGCUGCCAGACGUUGAUUUGUAGUGUAGUUUUGACAAAUACAGAAGUAGGCACAAGUAGAGUGCGCAACAGCACGCCAGGCAAGUUGUUCGUGUACACUAGUUCCAAUCGCCAGAGCAGAGCUCUCAGUUCUGUCUGCGACCUGUAAAGCAUCUCGAGAGUUUUGAUCACUGUUGCAGAGGUUCCAGAAUUUUCCUUGCUCCAGCGCAGCUCUGUCACGAUCAUUCAUCUUUUAGGUAGUGAUCUGAUUGUCAUCAUCGUGAGACUGAUUGCUGUUGCGUCCGAAGGCCAAGACUGUCGGCAUCUCCGUUCACAGCGAGAUAGCCUAAGCUUGUUAAUAUGUACUGUACCUGCAUUGCUUCCCUUGUUCCUAUAGCUGUAGCUUGUCUGUCAAUUAGAUUACUCGUGGUGCAGGAAAGCAACAGGGAACAAGAGACUGUCGAACACGCUGUAUGUUGUUGUAUAUGGAAUAGAAAUACGACUGUGCAUUUCUUGCCUCGUUUCCA